AUGGAUGCGUCUACGCUUACUAAACAGACAGAAGAGGCUUGCCGCAAUGCUAUUGUGAGAAUUUUAGAGCAGUCUCAUAUAGCCUUUCCCGAAGAACCAGAUGCUGUUCAGGAUUUACUCACGGCCAUUGAACGUAAUAUAUCCAUUUUAGAAUAUAAUAUACUUCCCCAGUUGCCAGUAGACAGAAAUAAUGAAUUGAAAUAUCACAUCUUUAAACUUCGAGAGGAAUAUGGUGAUAUACGUGCAUUUUACAGAUCAAAAAAAGUUGACAACAAAGCCCAAUAUUUACACCAGCUGUACCUGAAAUCAUUUGACAAAGCAGAAUUACCAGAAUAUAACAGGAAAAAUGAGGGUGAGUCAGGAUGCACCACAGAGGAAAACGACCAGAAGGUUGACGAAAAUGAGGAACUACUGAACCUCACAGCACAGGAUAAGUUAUUACAACAAAAUAAUGUACUAACCAACAAACUACAAAAUGUAAACAAUCUAAUGAAGUCGACUUUACUUGCAGGUGAAAUAAACUUAUCCGAAUUAGAAUCUUCAACCAAUACGCUAUCUCAACUAUCGGAUAGUUAUGCAUUUUUUGGUGACGUUCUCAACAAAACUAAUUCUUUAGUGAAAUCAAUCAAUAAGGCCAGCAAGAGUGAAAGAGCAAUGAUAUAUAGGUCUCUUUAUUUUUUCACCGGUGUUUGCAUGUGGAUCCUUUGGCGACGAAUCUUUAAAAGGCCAGUGCUGUUGCUGUUGUGGCUAAUAAUCUCACCUAUUCGAAUGCUUCUUUUUUCGUCUAACGGUUCCAAUGCUUCUAUAGUAGUGGAAUCAUCUUCAGCUACAUUGUUAGCAUCAACUCAAUUCACUUCGCCGGUUAUUACUACCACUACCUCCUCUAUCAGCAAACACGCUACUUCUAUAUCGAGUGUUAUAAAAGACGAAUUGUAG
Pichia kudriavzevii is the source of this 936-nucleotide messenger RNA. RefSeq lists its product as uncharacterized. Bases 1 to 936 code for a protein of 311 amino acids. The transcript has a single exon. The record is from RefSeq and is a predicted model, not a curated record. Gene Ontology annotation, molecular function: SNAP receptor activity. Gene Ontology annotation, biological process: retrograde vesicle-mediated transport, Golgi to endoplasmic reticulum. Gene Ontology annotation, cellular component: SNARE complex; endoplasmic reticulum. Lineage: Eukaryota; Fungi; Ascomycota; Pichiomycetes; Pichiales; Pichiaceae.